CUCGAUUUGUGUUCUAGUAGAAGUGUUGUCUGUGGACUUGCGGUGCUUGGCAUGUCGCUCGAUCAUUAUCUGGGAAAGUAGAUGAUUAUCACACUAGAAGGUUUAUUGAUGCAGAAAAAUGUCGAAGCGGCAGCGACUGAUUGAAGAUGACAUCGAGGAGGUCUCAUCCAGCGACGAGGAAAAUGUGGCAUCUGCUUCGAGGCAACAGCCAGGAGCGCAGCCUACCACUGCAGCACCCGUUUCCAGCGCCGGGACGAGCGGGUUUAGUAGCUCUAGAGGUACUACUAGCGGAAGCGGAAGUACCCCACAGCAUCACGGCCCCGGGCCGCCGUCCGCAGUGUUUCAAAAUACCAACAGCCAAUUCGCUCCGCCCGCCUUUCGACCUCCAGCGACCACCGGGCCAGUUACCAACACGUCGCAGUUCCGACCGAUGCUGCCCCCGCCCAUCAUCCGAAACCCGGCUGGUGCGCACCAGGUGCAAAGUGGUGCAGGAUUUUCGUCUUUUUUGCAGUCUCGCCCCGUUGCGCCGUCUGUAGUACCAGCAAACACGUCGCAGUUUCUUAAUCCAGUGACCACUCCGAAGAUGGGCGCUCCGGUGGCGAUGUCACAGAACCAUUUGGGCAAGAAUAACCCAGCAGCAUUUUCGACUGAUGUGCCCUCGCAGCCUGGAGGAACUUCUGUGCAGCAGCAGCAGCAACUACAGCAGCCGUAUCGAGACCCGCCCCGGGGCAUUAGGGAUGUGGAGUUUUUCACCAAGGCGCCCACAGUCGAGGAAAUGCUGCAGCAGAUGACGGGGAUUACUAGACCACCGGUGGAAAACAAUUACAGGGAGAGUACGGAUUCGGCGCAAGCCGGGGCUGUGGCGGCCGCAGCAAGUGCUGCAACCCCGUCCUCAUCGUCCGCGCUCCUUGUUCCGCAGAUCACCCACCAGGAAACAGAAAUGGAGCCUAGCCAAGGACAAGCGCAAGCUCCAGCUCUUCCCGUUCAACUCACCGAGGGAAAAAGUAGACAUGCGUUCGGUACUGUUGGCGCGAAGCCCGGCGAGCCGGAGGAUGUGGGCGGCGGGUUUCUGAAUGCGCAGGCCUUCCGGUCCGGCCGGGAGUACAUGGCGAUGAAAAGCGCGCGCAUGAAAGAACAGUUUUUGGCUUUUCACAACGACAGAAUGGGCCAGGUGCCGGGGAUGGAAGAGCAGCGGGUACUUGCCAGAGAGCGGCAAGAGCGGGACGCCGGUGCUGCGACAACUCUACCCGGCGAGCGGGACGCUACCGGCAAGAAAGUUCUCGUGCACGACCAAUCGAGCGCCUCGUACACAAGUGAGAUUUACAACAGUCGCAGGACCUAUCACCAGGUGCGUACGGAAAGGAUGAAGGAACAACUGGAGAUACAUCGGGGGAACAAGAAGAAUUAUGACGGAAAAAUAGGUGGAGCAGAACUACGGGAAGAUGCGAAGCCGGUCGUUCCUCAAGCGGCGCAAACCGAAAUCAAGGACGAAGGUGCCGGUGAUCCUGGCGCACCAGCAGCAACUAGCAGCAAUCCGCUGGCUUCAAUCGUGCGAAGACUAGCGAAGCAGGAGGAGCGCCGAGGGGGAGCCCUGAUGCCGGGAAGUCGUGGCACCGACCAUGCCGAGAAUUCAUCUGCACAUCACCCGCCCGGUACUUCUGCAGCAGCAUCCUCUUCCGCCGCGGCUGCACAGCGACACAAAAGACGACUGUUCCAAGGGCUGACGUUCUGGAUGACGGGGCGGACGUCGACGUUGACCGACAUGCAAAUCAAGAAGAUGAUUCUGCAGCAUGGCGGCGUCUACGAGCCGUACGGUAUGACGCGGGUUUCGCACAUCAUCGCCGAGAACCUGGCGAUGGGCAAUCAGGUGUGGCGCGAGUACAAGGAGAAACGGGAGAAGAAGCGUUACAAGGUGGUGUUACCCGCCUGGCUCGAGGACUGCAUCCGGGAAAACAAGAUCCUGCCGGAGACGGAGUACUUGCCCGAAGUGUUGCGCACGAAAACCAUCCAGACGGCAGCGGAAAAGCUUGCGGAGCUCGAAAAGUUGAGGCCUCCAGGGAAGCGGAAGAAGAACAAACUGAAGGAACUGGCAGAGGAGGCGGCGAGAAAUAAGAAGGGAGAGAUGGAGGUGAACAAAGGAGCAGCAGACGGCCAAGUAAAAAGUGAGGAAGGUGAGGAGGGGGAAAGCGUACCUGGCGGCAAGAAAAAUAAAUCCGCUGACGACAAAGCGACGAAAAAUGAGAAUGGAGAAACGCUGAAAGUGAAGACAGAACCUGGAAACAAGGAUCUCGGGCAAUCAGACCGAGCAGAAAAAAAACCUCUGACCGCAGCGGAACGCUUUUGGCUCGAGAAACUGGACGAGCCCGUUCAGUACAUUUCCGUGGAGCCUUUUCCGGACGCCGCAGCUGAGAGGCGAAGGGUGCUGAAGCAAGUGCUGUCCAACAAGCGCGUGUUGCAGUCCUUGCAGGUGCAAGAACGUGAGGCCAAUCGGCUGAUUCACUUGCCGGUAGAGCACUUGUCUCAGCAGCAGCAGGUGGAUCGUGCUUCUCAUUCGAGUGGAAGCAACAUCGCUGAAAUCCUGCGCACUUUAUCGCAAUUUCCGCAAAUUGCAAAGCUUAAGCUGAACGUAAUGGGAGCCGUAGCGCCAUCGCCGGAGCGAAUGAUGAGCGCGGCUGCAGAAGUCCCUGCGGCGGAUGUGAACGUAUCGAGCGGCUCUCUUGUGAGUGCGGUAAGCAGCCAGAAUGGAGUAGUGGAUGCAGCGGCAGUCCUGCUGCCUUCUACAGGUUCGACUUCUGGAGCAGGUUCCGCGCCGUCUCUGCUCCAACGAAUGCAAGCGACACAAGGGAAACUUUUAACCCCGAUUCCGGAGGAGGGCGAGCUUUCUUCUUCGCAAGGCAAUACUAGCCAGCCGGGGGCGCAGCUAAAGCUUACAGGAGCCCCUGCAACAUCUCAGCACGCUGACGAGCAGUCAAUUAUCAAAAUUGAAAGAGAUGCAAAGGACCCGGGUAGGGAGCUAGUGACUUUCAACGAAGACAAUGAGGUGGUGCGGCAUUUUGUGCAAGACAUUUUCAACCAGAGCACCACCGUGAAGCAAACACGAGCGAGAAUAAUGGCUUUGUUUCAGCAGCAAGAUAAUGGUGCCGGGUCUCAACAUUCAAAGCGAAC
Messenger RNA from Amoebophrya sp. A120, 3165 nucleotides. Lineage: Eukaryota; Dinophyceae; Syndiniales; Amoebophryaceae. The record is from the annotation of a GenBank genome assembly.